Molecule: messenger RNA, 823 nt
Organism: Durio zibethinus
Lineage: Eukaryota; Viridiplantae; Streptophyta; Magnoliopsida; Malvales; Malvaceae
Source: RefSeq, a predicted model, not a curated record
UUCCUUGGCCCCAUUCUCUUCUUUACCAUCUAUUUAAAACCUCUGCCUCUUGCUUCUUUCAAAUCAUUCAUCAGCAUUGCAGUGUUUUUCUCUAUAUAUCUUAGAGAAAGUGCUGCAUUUCUCUUGAAUCACAUAUAUAGUUUGCAAUAAAACAAAAGGAAAGAUCAUGGCCCGCCAAGUUAUUGUUGUUGCACUUGUUUUUAUGGCUGUUGCUGGGGCAUUUGCCGCCGAUUCAUCACCUUCACCUGCCCCUUCAACGGCUCCCAAGGCUUCUUCACCUGCAAAGUCGCCAUCUUCUUCCCCUGCUGCCUCCCCCAAGUCAUCAUCCUCUGCCGCCCCAUCUCCAUCCUCCACCACCAACUCUAGCAGCAGCCCCGCCUCCUCACCAUCGAAAUCCACCGAGGCACCCAAGUCCUCUGCUGAAUCCCCAAAAUCUUCAAGCGCUCCUGCUGCUACCCCCACCAGCUCUAGCUCAAGCGAGAGUGCCAGCAGCGAGGCACCCUCUGCUGAGUCCCCCGAGCUCGCAUCCCCCCCUGAACCAACCGCUAACGCCCCUGCUUCUGGCCCUGCUGCUGCUGAUGGCCCUGAUGCUGCAGCCAGCGAUGAAACUACCGCAGCAGCACCAGAUAGUGCAUCUGAUGCCGCUGCUCUCCAAGCCUUUGGCAUCGUUGGUGUUGCAGCUGUUGCAGGAUUCUUCUUCUUCUAAGCUUGACAUGCACAUGCAUCGAGGGUUUUGAGAUUAAUGUUUUUCUAAUUUUUGUAUGUAAUAUCCAAGCAAAACAGUUGUAUUCAUAUGUGAAAGAUGUUCUAGAGGCCUCAUAAA